CAACAAGAUUCCAGCUUCCGAACAGCUCGUAACGAAGAGUCAGUGGUUGAUAGUACGGAUUCAAUGCCUAUACGCCGCUCUAGUUCUGUGAAUAUUCAGUACCAUACCCGCUUUAGCACACUGCGUCAUCGCCCGGCUGAUAUUUCGAGUAAUAUCCAAGACGAGUUUCGUACAGCAUAUUUGGAAUACUUUGAAAAUGAUCCGUUGCAUCGGCCUAAAAUUUCUAGGCUCCAUACAACCAAUGCAACGCAAAAUAUUCUAUCCCAGAUAAAUAGCGAAAUCUUAUCUCGACUAAAUGCUGAUACUACACUUCUACACUUACAAUCUCUUGUGUAUUGUGGUGCAGUAACAGCAAUAAGGUUGCAUGGUCAAAAGAUCCAAACGUCUGCUAUUGAUGCGGGACAAAAACGUAUUCGGCCAUGGAUGGCUCGUUUUGACCGUCGUCGAGAUUUGCUACGUAAACACAUUGGUCAACUAACAGCAUAUAAUAUUAGUCGAUCAAAUAGUAGAUUAAAGAAAUGUGCAGUAAAAAUAUACAGGCAGUUUUAUAUUCAUAGAGGCACACCAGUUGUAGAGUUUAUGGAUAUUUUAAAGCAAAAACACUCCGUUGUUUGUAAACGCUUACGGAGAUAUGGAGAGUCACAUGCCAGACGUAUUCAGAACUCUAUGUAUAUAAAAAAUCAACGUCAAUUCUUCUCUACACUUGGUUCAACUGACAGCACUAGACAACAUGCAUCUUUCUCAGUUACAGAAGUAAAGAACUAUUGGAGUGCGCCGUGGGAAUUCUCCAAACCUCUUGCUCUGCAUGCAGAGUGGAUAGAUGCCGAACAUAAUCGUUAUGCCAAUAUUGCCACAAUGCGACUUAUGGAAGUAACUGACGAUGAAGUACGGGAAACCAUUGUAAGAUCCAGUAAUUGGAAACCGCCAGACUUGGAUAAAGUGCAGAAUUUCUG
Molecule: messenger RNA, 953 nt
Organism: Teleopsis dalmanni
Lineage: Eukaryota; Metazoa; Arthropoda; Insecta; Diptera; Diopsidae
Exons: 1
Source: RefSeq, a predicted model, not a curated record